Molecule: messenger RNA, 1190 nt
Organism: Myzus persicae (green peach aphid)
Lineage: Eukaryota; Metazoa; Arthropoda; Insecta; Hemiptera; Aphididae
Gene: STUB1
Product: E3 ubiquitin-protein ligase CHIP
Exons: 8
Coding region: 297-1190 (297 amino acids)
Biological process (GO): cellular response to misfolded protein; protein polyubiquitination; positive regulation of proteolysis
Cellular component (GO): Z disc; cytoplasm
Molecular function (GO): ubiquitin protein ligase activity; protein-folding chaperone binding
Source: RefSeq, a predicted model, not a curated record
AUUUUGUAUUUAAGUUCUAUUCAAUAAUAAUUCUUUAUGGCGCAAGUGGCUAAUAGAUAAUAUUAUUAUAUAGCUCAGAUUAGUUCUAUUCUAUAGAACCCAUUAUUUAUAAAUUAUAUGGCUGAGCUAUUUAAUGUCAAACAAAUAUGAGUGAUUCUUAUUUUUUUUUGGUUCAAAGAAUGUUUGCAAAAUGAUUUUAAUCAUAUGAUUUGUCACUGAAUUAUAUCAUCUACGAACCAUCACCGGAGGCUACUUAUUGCUUGAACACCAUUUGUUAUUGCAGUUUCCUUUCCAAAAUGUUUAAAUUCAAUACGUCUAAUAAACACACUACUAACAACCAAACUGAUAAGGAUCUUAAGGAAGAAGGUAAUCGCUUGUUCAGUUACAAACAGUAUGAAAAGGCUAUUGAAUGCUACAACAAAGCAAUUAUAAAAAAUCCUGUUGUUCCUAUAUACUUCACCAAUAGAGCUUUAUGUUUCUUGAAAUUAAAACAAUGGGACAAGGCAUGUACAGAUUGUCGACGUGCUUUGGAAAUGGACUUCAGUUUCAUAAAAGGUUGUUUUUUCUUGGGUAUUGCACUUAUUGAGUUGGGAAGUUAUGAUGAAGCCAUAAAACAAUUACAAAGAGCACAUAAUUUAACAAAAGAAAAAAAAGUCAACUAUGGUGAUGACAUUACAAGCCAACUUAGAAGAGCUCGUAGACUGAAAUGGGAGAAACAAGAAGAAGUGAGACAGAAUCAAGAAAUAGAACUUUUGUCGUACCUGAGAAAACUUAUGGAUGAUGAUAUGGCUCGUAAAGUCAAUGAAAUUAAAAAACCAUCAGAUAAUGAAACCGAAAUUGAAGAUUACGAUAACGGUGUUAUGGAAAUUAAAAAUCAAAGUGAGAAAUAUGCUGCUGAACUGCAUACUAUAUUUUCUAAGAAUGACGACAGACGGAAGAAACGUGAAGUACCAGACUAUUUGUGUGGAAACAUAAGUUAUGAUAUUCUACGAGAUCCUGUUAUCACUCCAAGUGGUAUAACUUAUGAUCGCAAGGAUCUAGAAGAACACUUAAUGAAAGUUGGUCAUUUUGAUCCGGUUUCACGGCAGCAUUUAACUGUUGAUCAACUCAUUCCAAAUUUGGCUUUAAAAGAAGCGGUCGAAGCAUUUGUAAUGGAAAAUGAAUGGGUAAAUUAUUAUUGCACUUUGUAA